CAUAUAUCGACAUAACAUGCUGUAUUCUUGGGUUUCAGUCACGUGACUUUUCGUAGCAGUUUUACCGGAAGUGAAACAGCUGGUGGUCUAGCAAACCAAAACGGCUGCCGUAGUGCAGACAACUAGUGAUGAUAACUUAUCAGAGUAUGCUCAUAAUCUAAAAGCCACUGCUCGCUUUAGAUAUAUUCAGAAGAUUGCUAUGAGCAAUGGACUAGCCCCCUACAGUCUGGGAAAGAAGGAUUGGUCAUACGAUAUCGAAAACUACCCUUCAGUCGAGUUCCCCGACAUCUCGAACUAUCUGGUGUUGCAGACAUCCUUCUACACCGCAAAACAGAUGAAAGCGUGGAACAGUAUGGAGGCUUACAACUUUUUUUUGUAUGUGGCUGGGUAAAGGACCUCGGCAUCAAGUCGGUGCUGAAUGAAUCCUACAUUGUUUUUGCCUGUGUAAAUCAUUCACAAAGAUCAUCAAAAACCUCUUUAAAGACCUGGAUCUUAGUUAAACAAGAUGGAGAAGUGAUCACGGCCCAUUAUAACUGUAUGGCUGGAGAGAUUCCAGGUGGUUGGUCCAGAAGCUCGUCUUAUUGCUGUCACUGGUGAAGAUCUGGUUCUGCCCUGUUUUCUCAAACCCAGCACCAGCGCUGUGGACAUGACAGUGGAAUGGAUGAGACUAGAGGAAGGAGCUUCAUUAGUGCAUCUCUAUAAGGAUCAUGAAGACAGAAAUGAAGAGCAGGCUCAGCCCUACAGAGGAAGAACAUCACUAUUUAAAGAGGAGCUACAGAAAGGCAACGCUUCACUCAAACUCUCAGCUCUCCGACUCUCUGAUGAAGGAAGAUACAAGUGUCUCAUUGAGGACAAAUCCUGGUAUGAUGACAUCACUGUUCACAUCACUGUCGAGGUGUGUGAGUCCAGAGGCUGGAAACCUGAACCUGAGGUUGUGUGGCUGGACAGAGAAGGAGCCGCUCUGCCUGCUGAAGAUACACAGACACACAGAGACACUGAGGGCUUCAGUGUGAAAAGCCGCACCACUGUUUAUGAUUAUAGCGACUCCAACAGAUAUCAUUACAGACUUGUACAAGAACAUCACAUGAUGGAGACAGAGGUCAUCAUUAAUCGUAAAGUCUUUGAUGCUUGGAGGUGGAUUGUUGGCAUUUCAGUUUCAGCAUGUCUUAUUGCUGUGGGAUUGAUAAUUGCAGUUAUCUAUUACAAGAAAGAGCUUCAAAAGCAGAAGCAAAAAGCAGCCUCAGAGCUUCGAAAGAAGCAAAAUGCAGCCUCAGAGCUUCAAAAGGAGAAAAGAUACACAGAGUUUAUAAAAGGGUUGUUGGCAGUGGAUGUGACUCUGGAUCCUGAUACAGCUCAUCCUGAACUCAUCCUGUCUGCUGAUGGAAAACAAGCGAGAUGUGGAGGCGAGCGGCAGAAACUCACUGAUACACCACAGAGGUUUAAAUACCAUCAUAGUGUUGUGGGAAAGCAGAGUUUCUCCUCAGGGAGAUUUUAUUAUGAGGUGCAGGUCAGAGGGAAAACAUUGUGGACAUUAGGAGUUGUGAGUGAGAACAUUAACAGGAAGGAGUGGAUUACACAGAAACCUCAGUAUGGAGUCUGGACUGUGGGACUCAGGAAGGAGAAUCAGUACUGGGCUAAUGCUGAUCCCGAUGUUCCCCUCCCACUGAGAGAGAAGCUGGAGACGGUGGGGGUGUUUGUGGAUUAUGAUGAGGGUCUGGUCUCCUUUUAUGAUGUGAAGUCCAGAUCUCAUAUCUACUCUUUCACUGAUCAGCAUUUCACUGAGAAACUUUAUCCAUAUUUUGAUACUUGGUUCAACGAUGAAGGCAAAAAUGCAGCCCCACUGAUCAUCUCUCCUGUAUUUAAACCUGAAUGAAUUUUCACCUCACAGAUUUAAUCAUCUAUUAAAUGGUGAGAAUCAAAAGAAAUAUUUUACUUUUUCUGGUGAAUGUUAGAAAGACAUUUCCCCUUUUAAAGUGCUGUACAGUUUAUUUUAAUGCCUGGGGUUUGUUUUCUCAUCAAUAAAUAAUUUGAAUCCUACAGUCUGUUUUUUACACAUUAUGAUUGUGGAAGUUUGUCGUUCCGAAUCAAAUCUGAAUAAAGCUGAUUUACAGUUCACACUGAGAUUUACUGCAGAAUUGAAUCUGAUCAAUAAAAUGGAUGAAGUUCA
This is a messenger RNA of Neoarius graeffei (lesser salmon catfish), 2167 nucleotides long. RefSeq names its product butyrophilin subfamily 1 member A1-like. The record is from RefSeq and is a predicted model, not a curated record. The coding region runs from base 647 to 1873 and encodes 408 amino acids. NCBI's taxonomy places the organism in Eukaryota, Metazoa, Chordata, Actinopteri, Siluriformes, Ariidae. The transcript has 10 exons. Gene Ontology annotation, molecular function: protein binding.